Molecule: messenger RNA, 2373 nt
Organism: Closterium sp. NIES-65
Lineage: Eukaryota; Viridiplantae; Streptophyta; Zygnematophyceae; Desmidiales; Closteriaceae
Source: the annotation of a GenBank genome assembly
AUGGCCGCCGUUCGCGCCGCCUGCUCGGCUGCUCAAACAGCAGCCAUAAGUUCAUGCAAUGCGAUAAACCGUCACCUGUCGAGGCCACUAAGCACCGCAGCCACGUCAGCACGAGCCUCUCUCGUUGCGCGUUCUCCGCCAUUGCGCAGCGCAGUCGCCUUCGUGCAGGUGCCACGUCAGCCACGUCGCGAGUCACAUUGCAUACGUGUCGUCCGUGCGAGCAGCACUGGAAGCUCCGACAAUUCGACCAAUGACGCGAGCUCGGAAGGCUCCGGCUUUUUCGGAUGGCUGAAGCUGCCGAAUCUGGACGGAUUGUUCGGAAAGAAGGGAGAGACGGAGGUGAAGACGAGUUCGGAGAUUGAGAGCGAGGGAGCUUUGGAAGAGAAUGUGAUAGCGCCGGAGCCCGAAGUGGUCAGGGAAGAGCCCCCCGAGGAGCUGGACGUGGUGAUCAUCGGAGCAUGGCUGGCGGGGCUGCGGGCAGCGGUGGAGCUGGAAGGGCUCUCUUACCCGCGCCCUCUCCUACUCACUCUCUCCCUCUUUCCCUCUCCUUCCAUUCCACACCCACAGAGCCCCAGAGGAGCUGGACGUGAGCCCCCCGAGGAGCUGGAAGUGGUGAUCAUCGGAGCAGGGCUGGCAGGGCUGCGAGCAGCAGUGGCACUACAAGACGCGGGAGCGGCGUGUGUGGUGCUGGAGGCGGCAGAAGAGCUGGACGUGGUGAUCAUCGGAGCGGGACUCGCAGGGCUGCGGGCAGCGUUAGCACUGCAGGAGGCGGGGGUGGAGUGUGUGGUUUUGGAGGCGUCAGACGGGGUGGGAGGGCGCGUGCGCACAGAUGAAGUGGACGGGUUUCUGCUUGAUAGAGGCUUCCAGAUCUUCCUCUCAGCCUACCCCGAGGCACAGCAGGUGAUGGAUUACGAGGCAUUGGACCUCAGGCCCUUCUACUCGGGCGCUCUCGUGUGGUUUGGAGGCUCCUUCCACAGGGUGGCGGACCCCUUCCGCCACACCUCCAAUGACCUCGCCUCUCUCUUCAACCCCAUCCACCCCUUUCGCCACACCUCAGACGGCCUCUGCUCUCUCUUCAACCCCAUCGGCUCUGUCUUUGAUAAACUGGUGGCCGACCCCUUCCGCCACACCUCCGACGGUCUUGGCUCUCUCUUCAACCCCAUUGGCUCUGUCUUUGACAAACUGCGCGUUGGUUUGCUGCGCCUGAAGGCCGUCUCCUCGCCCGUGGAAGGGAUUCUCUCAGCGCCGGAGAGCAGCAUUGAGGAGGCACUCAAGAAGCAGGGGUUCUCCAAUGAGCAAACUGCAUACCCCAUUGGCUCUGUCUUUGACAAACUGCAUGUGGGGCUGCUGCGCCUGAAGGCCGUCUCCACGUCCCUGGAAGGAAUCCUCGCAGCACCGGAGAGCAGCAUUGAGGAGGCACUCAAGAAGCAAGGGUUCUCCAAUGAGAUGAUUGACCGCUUCUUCCGUCCCUUCCUCGGAGGGAUCUUUUUCGACAACGAGCUCAGCACUUCCUCUAGGCUGAUGGAGUUUGUGCUACGCAUGCUCGCACUGGCACCCAACACCCUCCCCUCAUCCGGCAUUGGAGCCCUCGCCUCUCACCUCGCCUCUCGCCUUCCCUCCCACUCCAUCCGCCUCAACUCCCCCGUCUCCUCCAUCUCCCCUGCUUUUCCCACCGACGAAGCCAAUGGCAAAGGUUCGGAAGCUGGUUCGGGUGUGCCGAGCCUGCUGACGAUGCAGGACGGGAAGAGGAUCUUGGCCAAGGGAGGGGUGAUAGUGGCAGUAGAGCAACCAGUGGCUGAGAGGCUGCUUCUAGGGGAGGGAGGUAGCGACAGUAGCAGCAGUAGCAGCAGCAGCAGCAGCAGCAGCAGCGAUAACACAGCUAGCAGCACUUCUGCUACAGCCACUCAAGAGCCCCGCAGCACAGUGUGUCUCUACUUUGCGUCAGACUCCCCUGCCCCUGUCUCCGAGCCCAUCCUCUUUUUAAACGGCUCCGGUAGCGGCAUUGUCAACAAUCUCUGCUUCCCCAGUGUAGUGUCCCCUUCCUAUGCUCCGCCCGGCAAGACACUGGUUUCGGUCUCCCUUGUCGGUGCCUACGAGGGUCGGACCGAAGCUGAACUAGAGGCUCGGGUGCGCACGGAGCUGGCAGGCUGGUUUGGGAAGGAGGAAGUGGAGGCUUGGAAGAUGCUCCGGGCAUACAGGAUUCCGUUUGCUCAACCGGGACAAAGGCCUCCCACUGACUUCUCUGGGGAGGUGGAAGUGGGGGGAAGGGAGGGAGUGUAUGUGUGUGGGGAUCACAAGAGCUCCCCCACAUUUGAUGGAGCAUUGGCUUCUGGUAGAAGGGCUGCAGAAGCUUUGCUGGCUCGAAGAGGGUGA